GACUCUGAUGUUGACGACGAUGGCAUUGUCACUGAAGCCGCAGCGUUUGUGCAUAAUGAACCCUUGCAGGAUGAUAUUGAUAUUCCAAAAGUCAAGUCAGAGGUGGAGAUCCUUCAUGAGAACGUCAAGAAACAAAUAAUUAAGGAAGGCCAUGGUGCAAAGCCUCCAAAGUUGUCAACUUGCUUCUUUCACUAUAAGGCAUGGGCUAAAGGCACUUCACACAAGUUUGAAGAUACACGACAAGAGCAGAGACCUACAGAAAUCAUAUUGGGAAAAGAAAAAAAGAAAUGGCUGGUUUGGCCAUUGGUAUCGCUAGCAUGAGGAGCGGGGAGCAGGCACUCUUGCAUGUGGGUUGGGAACUAGGCUACGGCAAAGAAGGAAGCUUUUCAUUCCCAAAUGUACCACCUAUGGCAGACCUUAUCUAUGAAGUUGAACUCAUUGGCUUUGAUGAAGCAAAAGAAGGAAAAGCCCGAAGCGACAUGACAGUUGAAGAGAGGAUUGCAGCUGCUGAAAGAAGGAAGGUGGAAGGGAAUGAUUACUUCAAGGAAGAAAAGCUCGAGGAAGCCAUGCAACAAUACGAAAUGGCAAUAGCUUAUAUGGGCGAUGAUUUCAUGUUCCAACUGUUUGGAAAGUAUAGGGACAUGGCAUUGGCUGUGAAGAAUCCAUGUCAUCUCAACAUGGCAGCAUGCCUCAUCAAACUUAAACGUUACGAGGAAGCUAUUGGUCAAUGCACUAUUCCAUCCACCUUUGCUUUCACGUACUGCAACUCCCAUCAGACAAACCUGGUCCCGCAGCUGACUGCCUUUACAUGCUUCAGGUAUUAUCAGAAGAUGAGAACAAUGUCAAAGCUCUUUUUAGACGAGGAAAGGCGAGAUCAGAACUCGGUCAGAUUGAUGCAGCCAAGGAGGACUUGGAGAAGGCAAGGAAACAUGCCCCCCAAGAUAAGGCAAUUGUCCAAGAGCUUCGCUUGCUAGCUGAACAUGACAAAGCUAUUUAUCAGAAGCAGAAAGAGAUCUACAGAGGGAUCUUUGGGCCGAGAGCUGAACCUAAACCAGAGAGCUCAAAUCGGCUUGUCUUAUUUUGGCGAUGGCUUGUUGCUCUUAUUUGUAGCCUACUCAAGUUCAAGAGGCACAAGAAAGAGUAGAAAUUGUUCAGCACCGUUAAUGGGACCGUUCCAAUGUACUCCUGAUUAACGGUUUCACGCAUGCAUUAAACAAGAACUAUGCCGAAAACAUUAUUCGAUGAUCCAAGCAUUGCUUUUUAAUUAAGAUAAUAAACUUGAUUUUUGUUU
Zingiber officinale is the source of this 1291-nucleotide messenger RNA. RefSeq names its product peptidyl-prolyl cis-trans isomerase FKBP42-like. NCBI's taxonomy places the organism in Eukaryota, Viridiplantae, Streptophyta, Magnoliopsida, Zingiberales, Zingiberaceae. Gene Ontology annotation, molecular function: peptidyl-prolyl cis-trans isomerase activity; protein binding. The record is from RefSeq and is a predicted model, not a curated record. The transcript is spliced from 6 exons. Bases 288 to 974 code for a protein of 228 amino acids.